Molecule: messenger RNA, 1749 nt
Organism: Paraphaeosphaeria sporulosa
Lineage: Eukaryota; Fungi; Ascomycota; Dothideomycetes; Pleosporales; Didymosphaeriaceae
Product: MFS general substrate transporter
Exons: 5
Coding region: 1-1749 (582 amino acids)
Biological process (GO): transmembrane transport
Cellular component (GO): membrane
Molecular function (GO): transmembrane transporter activity
Source: RefSeq, a predicted model, not a curated record
AUGGCAGCUGAAGAACUCGAAAAUAGCCACGUCCGCGCCUCCUCCCUCGAGAAACAAGAUGUCGAGAGAAUCGACGUCGUUGCUUCGCCUCCACCCACAGUCUUGCAGAACGGCGACGGCGAAAGCGUGACCAUCACCUGGAAGACAUGGUUCGUCAUCUUCAUACUGUCGUCUACGUUCGGCCUCAGCUUCUGGCCCGUCCCGACCACUGCGGCACUACAGUCCAAGCUCGCAAUUCAGUUCGGUGAACCCCUGUCUUCGGCGUGGUAUGUUCCUGCAUACACAACUGCAAAUGCUAUUGGAUUCCUGAUUGCCGGUGCGAACUCGGAUUUAUUCGGCAGACGACUGUUUUUACUAUUCGGCAACGCGUGUUGUUGUGUUGGCUUCAUUGUCACAGCGGCUGCGGGAGGUGCAUCCCAGUUCACAGCAGGUCUGGCGAUUACAGGAUUUGGAGGUGGCUUCUGCCAAAUGGCAAUGUGCUCGAUACCGGAGUUGUUGCCCAACAAGUUUCGCCAUAUUGGUAUUUGUCUGAGUGAUGGCUUUGUCUUUCUCAUCGUCAUCAUCGGUCCCAUUGUCGGCCGCUAUGCCAUCGACUCUGGUGGCUGGAAGUACAUCUAUUGGGGCGGUCUAGUUGCGCAAUUCAUCUCUCUUACCGCCUUAUUUUUCUACUACAAACCGCCGAAGCACCCCAAGGGCAUUCCCUGGCAUGAAGCUGUCAAGGGACUCGAUUAUGUCGGCAGUGCGCUCAUCAUACCAGGAGUCAUACUAGCCUUGGUCGGUAUCAUUAGCACAACCUAUAAACCCAGCUCCGACCCUACGGUCAUCGCACCAAUGGUUGUGGGUUUCGUCAUGAUCGCGCUUUUCGGCUGGUGGGAGACCGUUUCAUCAGUCCCUCAUAAGCUGUGCCCUCCGCAUCUGUUCGCCAGUCACAAGGGAAGAGAGUUCACGGCUCCGUUCAUCGUAGCAUUCAUCGUCACCAUGUUCUACUACAGCGUUAACAUCAUCUGGCCGACCAUGGUCAAUGUAUUUUAUCUCACUCCCGAGACAUCCCGGACGACCGAGCUGUUGCUCACUCUGCCUCCCAAUGUUGGUCUAGUCUUCGGAGCUUGUCUCUUGAUCGCAUUCGGUGGUGUCAUCAAGCACUGGAAGAAGACACUGAUCGUCACCUGGACGGGAAUGACUCUUUUCGGCGCUCUGAUGGGGCUUUGCACACCCUUCAACAAAGGCCUGAUGAUUGCAUUCUGCUGCAUUAAUGCCACGUUUUUUGGCUGGGCACAAUACGAAUCCGUCGCAUUCACCCAACUAGGCGUUCCCCAAGAAGACCUCGGUUUCUCCGGCGGUCUCGCAGGCAUGGCCCGCUACGCAGGAGGCUCAUUGGCAGUCGCAAUUUACACCACCAUCCUCACCAACACGCAAUCGACACGCGCAGCAGCCACUCUUCCAGCAGCGGCCAUCUCCGCGGGCAUGACUGCCGAGAAUGCGCAGAAGUUGCUCGCUGCGUUCCCGCUCGGAGCCACAGCAAUAGCAGCCGUACCAGGCACAAAUCCAGACGCACUUGCAGCGGCAGGUCUAGCGUUCCAGUGGAGUUAUGCGCAUGGCUUGAAGAUUGUUGCGCUGAGCAGCUUAAGCUUUGGUAUCUUGGGACUGCUUUGUUGUUUCUACUGCGAGGACUUGGGACCGAAGAUGACGAACAAGACUGAGGUGUUCUUGGAGAACGAUGUUAAUGCCGAGAAGAACGUGUACCAUUAG